AUGACACAAAUGUCAUGUAUUAAAAUCCUAGUUCUUGGAGCCAAAUGUGUUGGAAAAAGUGCAAUAACUGUGCGAUUUCUAACUAAGAGAUAUAUUGGAGAAUAUAAGUCAAAUACAGAUUGGUUUUAUCAGCAGAAAGUAAAAACAGAUAACGGAAUGACAAAUGUCGAAAUUCUUGACAUAUCCAGAGAUUGGACGGACAAUGAAAAUAUGGUAAAUAAGGAUCAGAUAGAAUGGGCCGAAGCCUAUGUCAUAAUUUAUAGCAUUUGUGACCGAAAUAGCUUUCAAUUGGCUCAACACUAUCUCCAAUAUAUUACAGCUAUUCGGGGACCCGUUUAUGUACCCAUUAUUUUGUUGGCCAACAAACGUGAUCUCGAGGUCGGCCGACAAAUCACUAAAGAAGAGGGCACUUCAUUGGCUCAUAAAUUUGGAUCACAAUUUUUUGAAAUAUCUGCUGCCGAUAGCAAUUUGGGUGUUUCUCAGGCCUUUGAAUGGCUUCUUCAUCAGUCCAACAAAAUAUCGCACCGAUCGGACACAAACCACUCAAAUCGUAGCCAUAAUAAUAAUCACCGAAAACUAAGUAUUGUUACCGUUUCGCGGGUAUUCAGUGCGUUUGGUCACGUCUUUGGGAAAAGUCAUCACAACAAUCAUAAUAACAAUACCAACAACAUUACCAAUGAUGUCAAUAACAAUAUCAACCAAAACAACAAUCAUUAUAAUCAAAAUAAUGGUCAUUUGAUACGAUAUAAAAACCAAACAAACUAUGCUCUCAAUGCUAAACGAAAAUUAGUGGGAGUAAUGAUACCGACUGUUAGGAGAUCACCAAAAGCAGUCAUAUCUUUGUAA
Messenger RNA from Oppia nitens, 846 nucleotides. Its product is annotated as ras-related and estrogen-regulated growth inhibitor-like protein. The transcript is spliced from 5 exons. The record is from RefSeq and is a predicted model, not a curated record. Bases 1 to 846 code for a protein of 281 amino acids. Lineage: Eukaryota; Metazoa; Arthropoda; Arachnida; Sarcoptiformes; Oppiidae. Gene Ontology annotation, molecular function: GTP binding; GTPase activity.